UCAAGAAGGAGCAAAGAAACCACACUUACGCCCAUCUCUCAGCUCGCUAUCGCCGCUCGGCCACCUUGCAACAUGUUCCAGCCCUCGCCGCAGCUUUGUGCUCGCCUGCGCUUCACCACCAAACAAGUCGGACGCGGCUUCUAUCGAGGAAAUCGAACUGGCUCCAAAGGUGCCCAUACCCCGGCUGGAGGAUAUAUCAUCGAUUGGCGGAAGACCACACACUACAAUGUCCCAGAAAUGGACGAUUUCUACCUCACACCAUUUGUGAGCUUGGAAAUGGAACCGACGCCUCGAGUUCGACACGUGGAUGGAACCCUUCAGACUCCCGAAAAAGUGGAUGGACUCGACUUUCUGAGAGAAUGGAAGAGAUUGAGUCCCUUUGAAUAUGAGCAUCUCGUUGAACAUCAAGAAAAAUUGGCCGCGCAAGCGGCGCAGGAGCAGGGACAGGCAGAGCUUGCACAGGAGGCGGUCACACAGGAUGAAAUUGUCUCACAGGCCAAGAGUGAGGAGCAAAAGGCGCCGUGAAGACAGACCCUGAGAAGAGCUUUUCCGUCCCGGAACGGCUGAACGAAGGUCUCUGCUGCUCGAGCAAGAUGGCCUCGAGUAGCCAAGCUUGGGAAGAGAGUCAGACCUUUUGUGGUCGCUGGUACAAGCCUUGCGCGAACGGAUUCAUUUGCUGAGCAUGAGACGAAGUGGGAGGUCGACAACGCGGCGAAUGGUGCAAGCGAUCAAUGCUCGGUCGCAUUUGGCAUUUGUCUCGAGCAGAGGGAGCCCUAAAGCGACGAUGCCGACAAAUGCAGCACGAAUGCUCGCGACCACAACCAGAUUCUCAUGCGGAGGCUUAUGGGUCUACCAGCACGGAAAUGCAAAGAAUGUCCUUCCAAGGACUUCACCAUGGCGCAGGACACAAUCUCCUGUUCGACAUCAAAAAUGUACGGCUUGCGGACGCAAUGGGUCGUGUUACGAUAUCGUGGCGCCAUCUCAUGGUGACCUGGAUUUUCCUGCUUGGGCUGCUAUUCGCCUGCCUUAACUACCAUCACGGACGCUGCGGGAGAAUGUGGCAUUUGGGUCGUUGUGUGGCCAUGGCCACAUCUAUACAUUGUCUUAGCCUUUGAGGAUUUUGUAUUUCACUCCACCUUGCUGGCCCUAUGGAUUGUGUCGCGUCCCAUAGUGUAGCUGCAACUUCAACUUCAACUUCACUUGUACCAAUAAUAUUGAAACAUCAAAUA
Messenger RNA from Exophiala xenobiotica, 1229 nucleotides. RefSeq lists its product as uncharacterized. Gene Ontology annotation, molecular function: structural constituent of ribosome. The coding region runs from base 73 to 525 and encodes 150 amino acids. NCBI's taxonomy places the organism in Eukaryota, Fungi, Ascomycota, Eurotiomycetes, Chaetothyriales, Herpotrichiellaceae. The record is from RefSeq and is a predicted model, not a curated record. The transcript has 2 exons. Gene Ontology annotation, cellular component: mitochondrial large ribosomal subunit.